Messenger RNA from Lindgomyces ingoldianus, 1168 nucleotides. RefSeq names its product Brix-domain-containing protein. Gene Ontology annotation, cellular component: nucleolus. Gene Ontology annotation, biological process: maturation of LSU-rRNA from tricistronic rRNA transcript (SSU-rRNA, 5.8S rRNA, LSU-rRNA); ribosomal large subunit assembly. NCBI's taxonomy places the organism in Eukaryota, Fungi, Ascomycota, Dothideomycetes, Pleosporales, Lindgomycetaceae. Bases 28 to 1011 code for a protein of 327 amino acids. The record is from RefSeq and is a predicted model, not a curated record. The transcript has 3 exons. Gene Ontology annotation, molecular function: rRNA binding.
CAUCCUCACACUCAGCAUCCGCCCAAAAUGUUGCGACAGGCAAAACCCAAGAAUGCCCGCGCCAAGCGUGCCCUAGAUAAACGGGCUCCCCAGGAGCAUGAAAACCCUAAGAUGACCUUGUUCGUCCCUGGAAACAAGACAACAAACAUUUCGAAGCUUGCCGUCAAGGACCUAGCCGUCUUGAAGAAGCCAUUGUGUAUGAAGUUCACCCAGAAGAACGAGAUCCACCCGUUUGAAGAUCCCUCAUCACUCGAAUUUUUUGCCAACAAGAAUGACACCUCAAUCCUCGUCCUCAGCCUCCAUUCGAAGAAGCGUCCGCAUUGCCUCACCUUUGUCCGUACUUUUGAUUACAGAAUUCUUGACAUGCUGGAGCUUUAUAUCGUCCCUGAGACUUUCCGAGAGAUGCAGCAGUUUAAGAACAAAAAAGCUGCCGAAGGACUGAAGCCCAUGAUUGCAUUCCAUGGGGCGGUUUUCGAGAACCCAAACGAGACGAAAUACACUCUCGCAAAGUCUCUCCUUCUUGAUUUCUUUAGGGGACAGGAAGCCACCGGUGUCGAUGUAGAAGGGUUGCAAUACUUAAUAUCCGUUUCUGCAGAAGAGGAGGAUGCGAGCCGGCCGGCGCCGCAGAUCCACAUUCGAGUGUACCGAAUCCUCACAAAGCGAAGUGGACAGAAGUUGCCGAGGAUAGAAGUCGAGGAGACUGGGCCGAGGAUAGACUUUCGUCUUGGAAGGGAGAGGUUCGCCGAGCCCAACAUGAUGAAGGACGCUUUGAGGAAGCCCAAGGGCACUGAGCCGAAGACGAAGAAGAAUAUUGACACUGACAUCAUGGGUGACAAGGUUGGUAAGAUUCAUGUCGGGAAGCAGGACUUUAGUGCUCUCCAGACAAGGAAAAUGAAGGGUCUCAAGCGUGGAAGGGGCGCGUCUGACGAUGAGGAGGGGACGGUGGUUGAUGACUUGCAGGGGCACCCUUCCGUCGAAGAGCCACCAACACCAAAAAAAGGGCGAUACUGAACGAUUCACAAUUGCAUGGAUGGCGUUAGGAGGCAAUCGCCAGGUGGGUAUGGCGUUCUGAGAACCAUCCUAAUACGAAAAAUCGAGUGCAAACGUACUUUUAUUUGCGUAUCCCGCCUUUCUAUAAAGGGUAUCAAAAUGGCGCAUGCGCAUGCUC